GUUUCAUAGAAGCGUCAGCUGGCACCAGCUGCAAAUAUGUUGCGCGCCUCCUAGAAGACGCCAGCACGAUGCUGCGCUGGCGAGGCUCCACUGCUCCGACUGCGGCCGAAACGUUGCCGCAGAAGGAUGAGAGGCAGGCGCGUGUUCCCCCAAAACGGAAGCAGCGCAGCGCGCUAUCUGUGCUUCUAUUACUUCUGGCGUCGAUAGCCAUUGGGAUCCUGGUGAUCGCGCCGGCCGUGUUCUACGUGUCACCCUGGAUCCGACACAAGACUGUCUUCCUGACAUUCGUCAACCUUCCACCUUUCCCUCGCCUGAACGACCCCAGAUCGUACGACCUCAGGUGCGCACACAAUUUCUACCUGGACUCUGAGGAGGCAGGUCUGCAGCUCGGAGCAUGGCACAUUCCUCCGGCUUCCUCUGUGGAUCGGCUAGGCUGUGAUAAGCUAGACCAGGACUGGUUUGCGCACGACAAGAGACCUAUAGUGCUGUACUUGCACGGAAAUGGUGGCUCUCGAGCUGGCGGUCACCGUGUCAGUCUCUACAAGGUGCUGACUGGACAUAUGGAUGCACACGUGCUGGCAGUCGACUACAGGGGCUACGCUGACUCUGGCUCUGGUCCAGGCGGACCCUCUGCAGAAGCACUUCCACAGGACGCCCGCACUGCGCUGCGCUGGCUCCAGGCACGCACAGCGGGCCGGCCAUUAAUAGUGUGGAGCCACUCACUGGGAACCGGCGUGGCCGUACGCCUCAUGGAAGAGUUGCACCGCCGCGGAGAACCGCUACCGACGGGUCUCAUCCUCGAAGCCCCGUUCGACGCCCUGCACCAUGUAGCAGCCACGCAUCCGCUGUCGCUUCCCUACCGUUGGCUGCCCUACUUUGAGUGUGCCUUCGUCGACAGCCUGAAGAACGACCCCGUCGUCCAGUUUGACAGCGCCGCUCGUGCCCGCCGCGUUCCGUCCAAGCUGCCUGUGCUAGUGCUGCACGCGCGCGACGACGCGACGGUCCCGUUUCGGUUGGGUGAGGCAUUGCACAAUGCACUGCACGAAGCUCGCCGAAACCAGCCCGGCGCAGGACCUCUGCGGCUGCACGCCUACGACGGCCGGUUGGGUUACGGCCACAAGCACAUGCACCGCGACCCGGAACUGAUUUCCACGGUGACAGAGUUCUUCGCCCUCAACGUCACUGAUGCGCGACGUCAGUGAGUCGGUGGGGACCCACCUGCGGUAGUGUUCGACAUUUUGUCGACCACCAAGAGCAUGUUGGAGACAGCGCUUGCAAUCCGGGACCAAGUGUGCUUUCAAUAACUCGAUUCUACGAUGUGUAGUGGGGGCAGACAUGUCCAGUAUUCCUGGCGUCUUGGUUCCACGAACUCGCGCGAUUGCCACGACUGCACCAGCGGGCGUUGAAAAUUUGCUGGGCAGGACGUGCCUUGAUGCAUGCAAAGGAAGAUUUAGCAGCGUAGACAUUCGUUUAUGCUUAUGUGGUUGCAUGUCGUGUUGAAUUGGUAAUUCGAAACAAACGCAAAGCUUGUCAUUGUCUGUUCUUUCUUCAAUCUUUACUAGCUAUGCACUACCAGUUUAACAAAAGUUGAAACAUUGUUGCGGUUUACUACAGCCAGUUUGUACCAACUUUGGAAUGAUGUAUUGUGAAGCAGAGUGUUUUUUUGUGUGUUUUUAUUCUACGACGGGUGUGAAGCUUUCUGCGAAUGGCACCCGACCCCUAAAAGAGAGAGAGAGAUUGGUCUACCUUUAGGCCAACCGUUUGCAGCUUGCUUGUAGGCAUGUUGGAGCCGAAGCUGAUGUCGUGCGUGGGCUCCCGAGUGACGUGCGUUUUACAUGUCAUGUUAGAAGUCAAGUUUUUGGCGGAACUUAUAAGGCUUGUCAAUCUUGAUGUGCAAAUUCAAAGGCUCGAAGUUAAUGCGGCAGUGUUGUGGCUCCGAGUUUGACCUUCCUACGGUCGGCUGUUUCCCACUUCUUGCAUUAGGUUGUAUUGUCGUGUCAGUGCCUUCGUGACCCCAUUCACUUUUUGCUCUUUCCUUGCAAUCUGCGUGUCUUGCAUGAUACAGCUGUAGUUGAAUGGGUUUAACAUGGCAGCGGAGAAAUGCAUCUUCCUAACUUUUUCUAAAGUUCGUGUGAGCAACGUUUGUUGGAAGUCCUGUGCAGCUCUAUUUGUGUGAGGAGUACAGGUUACUCGGAACACUAGUCUUCUUCGAGGUUGUUUUGGCGUUUCGCAACACUACCGCUGGUGGUAGCGUUUCGACAGAAUCUAUACUGGCUCAUGGAAAUAUGUUUGAACGUGCCCAUAUUGGGGGCAGCAAUCUCAUGCAUGUGUUAAGCAAAUGUAUGUAUACUUUGAGCAAGUAGAUGAUGUGCUGCACCCAAGUGCAUUGUAUGUUGAGCUCACCGCAGUGACUUUUUGGCACAUUCGUUGCGACUAUGUUGCACGGCAUUAGGUUACUUUUGUGUGAGCAUUCGCUGGUUUCUCUGGGAUCGACGCAGCGCGUGUGUGAUGUGAUCCUUUUCUAAAGGGAGCACGUAGUGUGCAUUCCUUGGUUGAUGACCUCUAAGAUGUGACAUAAAAGCCCACAGGCCUGCUCCUCAUCUGUCCAGCGAUUAGAUAGGCCCCUCUUUUCAUAUAUACGAGUGGAGAGGUUCUAGGUGUAUAUAUUAACUGUAAGGUGUUCUCUUUGGCAUUGGAUCAUACUGUACUUUGUCAUCUGAAAGGGAACAAAAUUUAGGUCAGUAUCUUUUCUCUUCUUUUUGUCACCCAUAGGUGGCAUCCAUGUCGAUGUCUCAAAUGACAGCAUUCUAGAUCCUUAUUUUGAGGUACAGAUCUUGGAGGCUGUUGUUCUGCGAGCAGUAUGUAGCAGACGCAAUCAUUGCAGCCAGAUUGUGAUGUUUCUAUGGGAACACGUACAUGAUUAUUGUAUUUUGUGAUGAUGGGAUUCGACGCAAUCUUGUCUCAACUGUAAUGAAGUUCCUGGGAGAUAAGGAGACCAGCAUUUAUUCCUCUUCAACUAGUACGUAACAAAAUGCGUAGCUUACGCAAUUUGCGGAAGCCCAAUGAUACGUGAUGGAAGUGCUAACUGCAUGGGUGGAGUGUCGACAACUCGGUGAUAUAUUGAAAACUAGGAUGGUGGUAGCUAUAGGCGUCAAUCAAAUUAUUUGAGGAGUGCCUUAUAGGAGGGUGUGCCAAGCAUAGUGAUCAUUUACUCCUUCAGUGAAAUGAAUGUUUUAUACACUUGCUAUAUGUAAUAAUGAAAAAAAAAAAGAUAUUUUUGCAGUGUGUUGGUAUAGUAGUUAAUAAAAGCAGUACUUGAUUGUGUA
This is a messenger RNA of Rhipicephalus microplus (southern cattle tick), 3326 nucleotides long. Its product is annotated as lysophosphatidylserine lipase ABHD12. The record is from RefSeq and is a predicted model, not a curated record. Gene Ontology annotation, biological process: phosphatidylserine catabolic process; monoacylglycerol catabolic process. NCBI's taxonomy places the organism in Eukaryota, Metazoa, Arthropoda, Arachnida, Ixodida, Ixodidae. Gene Ontology annotation, cellular component: endoplasmic reticulum membrane. Gene Ontology annotation, molecular function: monoacylglycerol lipase activity; phosphatidylcholine lysophospholipase A1 activity.